AUGUCCUCUCCGGUACCUAUCUUACAAUCAGCUCUCUUGCUCAAUGCUCCGAAACAAAAAUACAAAAUCACUCGAGAACAUCCUGUUCCGAAGCCAGGAGAAGGAGAAGUCCUCAUCCAGACCCAAGUUGUUGGCUUGAAUCCCCUCGACUGGAAAGCACCAGACUUCAACUUUGCUCUGCCAGUCCUACCUUAUAUCGCCGGGAGGGAGCUAGUCGGCCAAGUCGUACAAACAUCCGACGAGGCAUCGGAGUACUUCAGUGUCGGAGAUCGGGUGGUCGUCAUCUCUACCGACUAUAGAGAUCUUCGGAAGGCAAGCUUCCAGCAAUACGUAAUUGCCUCAGACUUCAACACACUCAGAUUACCAGAGAACGUUGAUCCGCGGCAGGGCGCAUGUGUGGGAGUAGGAUUCGUUGCCGCCGCCCUUGCGCUCGGAGUUUCCCUGGGCCUUGACUUCAGCAAUGUCCACGAUGGGCCGGAUCUUUUAAGGCUCGUGCGUAGUCUAGACGCUCAGCGGUUUGCUCCAGACAUACUACACGAGUGUCUCUAUGGCGUAGAAGUUUCCGAGAGAGCAGUUGCAGGCGAUUGGAUCGUCAUCUGGGGUGGAUCUUCUGUCACUGCCAACCUCGCUGCCCAACUCGCGCGACUUGCUGGGCUACGCGUCGUCCUCGUGUUCAACCAAGCCAAGCACGGUUUGAGAAUCGCAACAGACGCAGUCCUGCAGCCCGACCUGCUGGUCGAUAGUCAUGAUCCCGCCCGAGCGAUUGAGGUCAUCCAAGGCACGCUCGGGCGCAGAGUCCGGUUUGCGUUGGAUACACAUGGGCACGAUUCUACCACUGCCCUUAUCGCCGCCCUGGAUCCAGCGCGCAACGCAACCUCUGAAAUCAAAGUCCAUCCUUUCGUUCGCGACACAGCGCCGAAAGAUAAGGAAUUGCUGUCUUGGAAUCCGGCAACUCCGCCUCGAACGCCUCCGAGUCGGCCGGUGACGGUGCAAUCACACGUGAUUGGAUUGGCUGGAGUCCCCAAAACAGGACUUCCAUCCGGUGUCUCCUUACAUUCCGUGCCGAUCAAGCUGUUCCACGAGGUCCCUGAAGUCGGGCGACCCCUAACUACGUGGCUCCAUAAGCUGCUUAGCAAUGAAUCAAUUAAAUGCCCGGAUAUUCUGUCCGUUGACCACGGCCUCGAGGGUGUAAAUGUUGGACUGGAUCGCAUGAGGAGCGGCGUGGUUAGCGGUGGUCGAGCUGUAGUCGAGUUCGCCGCGUGA
Molecule: messenger RNA, 1263 nt
Organism: Microdochium trichocladiopsis
Lineage: Eukaryota; Fungi; Ascomycota; Sordariomycetes; Xylariales; Microdochiaceae
Product: chaperonin 10-like protein
Exons: 3
Coding region: 1-1263 (420 amino acids)
Molecular function (GO): oxidoreductase activity, acting on NAD(P)H
Source: RefSeq, a predicted model, not a curated record